Molecule: messenger RNA, 934 nt
Organism: Cloeon dipterum
Lineage: Eukaryota; Metazoa; Arthropoda; Insecta; Ephemeroptera; Baetidae
Exons: 3
Coding region: 227-781 (184 amino acids)
Source: RefSeq, a predicted model, not a curated record
CUAAUUAAAUGCUCAGCAUGCGAGUGACACGCACAUAUGACAAGUUUUAGUUCCAAAGUCGUGAUUUCGCAGGCACGAUUGUCCACCGCGACCUGGUCAAGAACGGUUUAUUUCCCGAGAACAAUAUGCUUGUCAAUCGAGCGGAAUUCACGAGUUUGCGUCUAUAAGAGUGCGUGUGCAAGUGCGGUGGCGAUUUAUUCGGCCAACACCCUUCGACCCACCGACAAUGCUGAGCGACACCUGCUUGGUACUUUGUGUCUUGUGCCUGCUUGCUCAGGGCCUGGCAGACAAGAGCAGCUACCCAGAUAAGUGCGCCGGAAGCUGCAAACACAAGAUCAACUCGCAGCAUCGAAACUCUGCACUAGAAGAAAUUUCCAAAGAUAUCCUGAGGUCCGUGGGUGAGGAUUUGAUCGCUAGAGGUAUCCGCACAAUCGACCCAAUCCUAGGCCUGAUCUUGGCCCUGCAGCUGAAGGUGCUUCUUUCGAUGCCACUGUUCGUGCUGGCCGCCGGGCUGAUCGGGCUCAAGUCGCUGGCCGCCAGCCUCGUGUCCGUCUUCUUCUCGGGGGCGUCACUGCUGCGCACGCUGAUGCCGGCCACCAACGGCAACGGCAGCAACGGCCGCCCCGCAGGUGCCUCCAGUCGCGUCGCCUACGAGGUCAGGUCGCCCCCGCAGAACGAGCUGGGGCCCUACGUGUACCCACCUAGUGCACUGGGGGUAAUCACCCCCGCAGCCGCCAGACAACCGGAUGUCCGCAUUAUCAGCGCCGCGGCCAACAACUAAAACUGAACCAUUCUUUGCACUUUCUUCUUGCUAUUAAGUCUGAGUCAUGCCAAUUGCUGUGCCGUAUUUACAUCUUGAUUUUCAAGUGAACAUUAAAUGGAAUAUCACAAGAAGUGACCAAAAUAAAUAAUAAAAAUAUGCUGUUUAUCACUC